AUAUGCCAUCGUUCUCAAGAUUUGUUUCGUCAAGUAAAACGUAUAAACGAUGGCGGCGGCAAUGGACACAGAUGAACAGGCAGAACAACAAAAUACACUUCAAACAAACCUAAGAAGAUCUAAUUCUGCGCCACUUAUAAAUGGAGCUAAUUUAAAUGAAACAAACCCAACAUACUGUCCAGUCACUCCGCGAUACAGACGUUCGAGCACAAGUCAAAUGGCUAAUGGCAAUCCUUACUCAAAUCCUGUAGGCUCGCCUCAUUCAAGACUUCUUCAAAUAAGAAAGGAAGAGUUUAUGGAUGAGACAGAGCAAGACAGAAUGGUCAAUACAUCAUUAUUGCUCAGUUCAAGCUGUGAAUCAUUAAUGAUGAAUCAGACACGACGAAACGUUAGCAGUCCCUCUUAUUGCAAUGAUCGUUCUCAUGUAAUUGAUGAUAGCUAUUUCCCAUCAUCCACCAGUUCAUCACCUUCACCAACCAGAGCAAUUACACCUAGUUUACCUCGGCUCAUAACCAGAUCUCGAAGUCUAACCCCAAGUCCUGUUCCUAGCCCGACACGACAAAUAUCCAGACGAGCCUUAGUCCUGUUCUUAUUCACAAAGCACUCUCAAUUAUAAAAGAAAAUUUUUUCCCGAUGACCAUAGCAUGCAUAGUCCUGCAAAGAAAGCAUUCUCAGAACCAAUGCAACACACAUCUGAUGAAACUUGUGAAACUACCAAUAAUCACAUCAAUACUGAUGAUGAUUCUGGUAUAGAGACAACAACACCUACAACUCCUGUAACAUCAAUGUUAUAUUGUGAUACCUCUCAUCAUCCUAGGGUAUCUUACUAUCGUCCAAAGAGCACCCCACCAAGAUCACCUUUAGCUCGAUCACUUAGCUCCAAUAGUAAUGAAGAAACAAAGAGAUAUUCAUUAGAUGCAACAACCUGCUUUAACUUUUAUCCUGUUCAAGAUCUCAAUGAAUCGUAAGAUUCUUUGUAGUUAAAAAAUGUGGAAUGUUGAUAUUAAUUAU
Messenger RNA from Xenia sp. Carnegie-2017, 1011 nucleotides. RefSeq names its product P2R1A-PPP2R2A-interacting phosphatase regulator 1-like. The coding region runs from base 50 to 616 and encodes 188 amino acids. Gene Ontology annotation, molecular function: protein serine/threonine phosphatase inhibitor activity; extracellular matrix structural constituent. Gene Ontology annotation, cellular component: collagen trimer. The transcript is spliced from 8 exons. The record is from RefSeq and is a predicted model, not a curated record. NCBI's taxonomy places the organism in Eukaryota, Metazoa, Cnidaria, Anthozoa, Malacalcyonacea, Xeniidae.